CGAGCCAGCGGCUGAGGGCGAGCUCGGAAGGGCGCGAGCAAAACCCCCCAGGCAACCGUCGCUGGGAAAGGCGGAGCGCCGGGUGGCUCUCCGUGCGUGGCUCCAGCAGGACCGUCUGCACUCGCAGCCUCCGUUCGCGAUCGGGGUUGAUGCAACUUUUGAAGACCUGUCCCGAGAGGCUGCAGGAGGGGGUGGAAAAGACACACACACACCCCUCUCUCCUGGGCAAGGAGAUUUCUUUCUUUUAUUUUUCUGGGUGAGGUUGGGCUCUUCUCUUGUCUCCAAAUCGUGGAUACGUUUGCUGAGGACAUGAGUCGAACUUGAUGAAGCCUGUGCAAAGGAAGGAACCCUAUGAUUUAUUAUCCACCAUUCUCCGGAUCAUUCUGCUUAUCUUUUUUUUUCAGGUCAGCUCAGUGCUGUUUUUCUAGACCCUUGUUCUCUUAAUAUGGCAAUGGUGCCCAUCUGAGCGUUGCUGGGACUGGAAAGGAGUCCUGGGUCCAGCUUAUGGGUGAAAUGGGUGUGACUGGGAGCUCCACCAGCUUGGGCAGUGGGUGUUACUAAAGAAGCAUUGGAGGGGACCCAGCUCCUACCCUAAACCAUGCAGCUUGUCAAGACGACACCCCUUGGCCUGGUUUGGCUUCUGGGCGCCCUGUCUGCCUUUGCCCAUGGAACAUCUCCCCAGGUGCCAGUAAAAGGAGAUGGCCUUGAUGUUGGCAGAAAGGGCAGGGAGUGUGGAUCGUGGUGCCAGGCGGUCACUCCACUGCCCUGGCGAGUGGUGGCACCCAGGACUAUGGGUGGCUUCCCUUUGGGGAGUGUUGCUCAGGCUUCCCUGCAGAAAGGGCGUUUAGCUAGAUCCAAGGCUACAGCUAGAGAUUUGGGGGACUGGGGUCCCUUGGAGAGUUAUGAUCGUGCCAGGGGCUGGACUGCAGCACAAACUGGCCAACAAAGAACUCACCCGCUGAAAGCCACACAUCAUUCCAAUGGCCCUUUGCAAGGAAGUGGCGAGAGCCAGCUGAAUAAAGACCUUUCUGUAGUCUUGGAGGCUGGGAGAUACUCUGAUCUCCCUGGGGCACAGGUACAGAAGAAGGAAAGCAGUAGAAACCCAGGAAGCAUUAGCUCCAAAAGGCAUGUAAGAACCAAGAGGGGAGCUGGGCAGCCCCAGGACAGAGGGAGAUCAAGAGAAGUCAAGGCUCUCACGGAUAGCCUUGUAAGGAACUUCAGUGACUCAAUGGACAGCCAGAUGACUCCUUCUCCUGGGCCAGAAAAUGAUUUUCCCCAGGCGUUGCCUUUGAAUGGUUCCACAGAUGGCUCUUUCAGGAAUGGUACAUUCCGACCAGCCCGGGUCAAGAACCCUUUCUACCCGCUGACUGAGGAAUCAUAUGGUGCCUACGCGGUCAUGUGCCUGUCGGUAGUGAUCUUUGGCAUUGGGAUAAUGGGCAACAUGGCAGUGAUGUGCAUCGUGUGUCACAACUACUACAUGAGAAGCAUCUCCAACUCCUUGCUGGCCAACCUAGCCUUCUGGGAUUUUCUCAUCAUUUUUUUCUGCUUGCCUUUGGUAAUCUUUCAAGAGCUCACCAAAAAGUGGCUGCUGGACGAUUUCUCCUGCAAAAUUGUACCGUACAUCGAGGUGGCAUCCCUUGGAGUAACUACCUUCACGUUAUGUGCCCUCUGCAUAGACCGUUUCCGCGCCGCCACGAACGUGCAGAUGUAUUACGAGAUGAUUGAAAACUGUACGUCAACAACCGCCAAGCUGGCUGUCAUAUGGGUCGGGGCUCUGCUGCUGGCGCUCCCUGAGGUGGUUCUGCGCCAAUUGACUAGAGAAAACUCCGAAGCCAGUGGGAGCCCUCCUGUGGAAAGGUGCGUGGUGAAGAUCUCUCCCCACUUGCCGGACACCAUCUACGUUUUAGCCCUCACGUACGAUGGCGCGAGGCUCUGGUGGUAUUUUGGCUGUUACUUCUGCUUGCCUACCCUCUUUACCAUCACUUGCUCUUUGGUGACGGCGAGGAAAAUCCGGAAGGUGGAGAAGGCCUGCACGAGGGGAAACAAGCGGCAAAUUCAACUGGAAAGCCAGAUGAACUGCACAGUCGUGGCUUUGACCAUUUUAUAUGGUUUCUGCAUCAUUCCUGAAAACAUCUGCAACAUUGUCACCGCCUACAUGUCCACGGGGGUGUCUCAGCAGACUAUGGACCUUCUGCACCUUAUUAGCCAGUUUCUGUUGUUCUUCAAAUCCUGUGUGACUCCGGUUCUCCUUUUCUGUCUUUGUAAACCAUUCAGCCGAGCCUUUAUGGAGUGUUGCUGUUGCUGCUGUGACGAGUGCAUCCAAAAGUCCUCCACCGUCACAAGUGACGAUAAUGACAAUGAAUAUACCACAGAGCUUGAACUCUCCCCUUUCAGUACUAUACGUCGUGAAAUGUCCACAUUUGCCUCUGUUGGGACUCACUGUUAACUCACCCUUUUGAUCAACACGCAGGUCCAACUUGCAAAAUCGGUCGGGGUUGUUCUGUCGACUUCGGUGGGACCCUGGGUUUUACGAUUCGAUUUGAUUUCAACAUAGUUUAUGUUGAGGAACAAGAAGCAAACGGAAGUCCUGUAAGGCCUACUGUAAACUGGUUUGCAUAUUAACAUUUGCUUUGAGAAAUAAGUUUUAGUCACUAAAAACAAAGACAUACUGCCAAUGUGGAGUUAUAAAUCAUUUCAUAUAUGGUGCUAGUGCUCUGUGUCUGAAGGGAAGGCAGAAGCCACUCCUAUGUAUCAUUUAAUUUAAUUAUUUUCCGCUAGAAAAUAAUUUAAUCAUUUAAUUUAAUUAUUUUCUGCUAGAAAAUUUUCUGCUAGAAAAUAAUUGGCUGCUAAAAAACAAACAAACCUACAUUGAGAAUGAUCCAGCUCAUGCUAAGCGUUUCUGAGGUCCCAGGAAAUGGUGCAUGAAGCCAUCACCUUGGUGAAGCUAUGGAGGUCUGAUUCUAGUCAGUUCCUGGAUGGGGGGCCGUGGGGGAGCCAUACUUACAUUGCCUUCUGUUCCAUGUUGGGGGAAAAAGAUGGGAUAUAAAUGAAGGAGUGGAAGAAAUAAUGCUUGAAUCCUAAUCACAGUUAACCUAAGAACCUUCACUGAACACAUUGAAGUUGCUUGUGAGUAAAUGUGCAAAGGAUUCUCUAUUGUGCCACCAGUUUCCCCUGUAGCAAUUAGUGGUCGACAAAUACUAAUAACCCCAUUGAUUUCAGUGGAAGAAAGUGAAGCAUAUUCUUAAAUCUCCUUCAAAGUCAAUGGGACUUGAAAUUGUUUAACGUAGGCUGAACCAGGCACAUUGUUCUCCCUAUUGUUCUCCCUAUUUUUAUGAAAAUAUAUGGUUUGAAGUAUUUAAGAAUAGUUUGGAGCCCCUUUCAUGGGACAUUAAUUUGUUAUUUUAUAAAUAGUAUAAAAUACUUGAGCUUCAUUCUUUGCUGAGCAGCUUUUUAACGGCUCUACCAAAUUAUUUCCACAAUGAGGAAAGCCGUCAUUUGUUUCUUUGCAUUAACUACAAAACUGAAUGAGUCAUAAUUGCAUAGCACUCUUGGCAAUAACUUGUAUUGAUAGCGGAAGGCUGAUUCUCUCUUCUUAUAUGAGUAGCAAUUGUUUAUUUUUAUUUUUAAACAGCACUAGAGCAGACUAUAUUUACAAAUGUAUGCCUGGCUCCUUGGUGCCUGCCCAUUAUUGGAUACCUCUAGUUUUACAUUAUUGCACUGAAUUGGAAGUCAAGAGAUAUCUGCACAGUGGCUUCCCAAUCUUGUAUAUCUAAAGGAAAUAACCUGUGUUAUUAAAACAAAUCCCAUAAUUUUUCAAUGUACAAUGUACAGUCAGAAGAUUUGAUAUUUCUACAAUGGGUAUUUCCUUUCUAACACAUAGAUGUAGAUUAAGUUAUUAUGUUCUUUUCGAUCCAUGGAAUUUCCACUCACAUCAGGGUGUAUUGCCUGUAAUUCCAUUAUUUUCUUUUUACAGUUUUUUUUUUUAAAAUUACACUAAGGGUAUGUCGUCAGUCUGUGUGUAUAAUUCCUGCUGUAAGUGAUGGUGCUGUUGUAGGGGGUGAGAUGUAAGAAUUUGCUACAGAAUUAGUGACAAUAAACUUGAAGGCUUGCAAUGUGUGGUGCAUAAUUUCCGCCCUCCACUCCCAAUUUUCAUUACAAACAUAAAUUGAGUCAAAUUUCAGAAAAUUUGAUAGCAUGUUUUGCUGGCUGUCUCAUGUCUUAUGCAAAAUCCCUACUAAGCUGGCAUCAUCUAUUUACUACUACCAUAAAGAGAAGUGGAAAAAGUCAGCAUUUUUUCAUUCAGUAACUGGAUACAACUUGAGUGGAAUACAAGCAUUCCACCUGUGCAGGAAUAUUAGCUUGCCAGACAGAAAGAUCCCCUCUCCACUCCUCCUGUGCGCUGUUCUGAAAGUUCUUCCAGCCCCUGCAAUCCAAUUUGGGGGGCAGAUGGGGAGGCGAGACUCAUUACACAGGACUUCUGCUGAUGGGGCUUGUUAGCUGAAUUCCACCUUUUAUAUUUGGGCCAUCUUGAAAUACACACACACACACACCUUACCUGAAUUUGUGAAUAAUACACCUAUCUUUUCUAUGAGAUGCAUUUAAUGUUCACCUGACAAGGAAUGGGGGUGGGGAUCAUUGUCCUUGGUCCUUAAGAUUAAAAAUGCAAGGGUUUUUGAACUAUGUUCCUGACCCACUUCAUUCAUAGAUUUGUUAUUCAAUCACUUUCCAGAUGUGCUAAAAAAAUAACUAAAAGGACAUGACUUAACAGCAGCAAGGAAGUCAGAAUAAUGUGAGUCAAAAUUAAGCAAAACUAGUACAAAGCUUUACAAAAGAUUGCCAGUUUUUUAUUUUAUUUUAUGCAGCCUCUGAUCCUGCUCUUAAAGCACAACCAGGCACACAGCAAUUAAACAGGUGUAACUUUUACAGCUUAAAUCUGUGCUGGAAAAGGCUUCUAUGUGUCGCUUUGCCGUUAAGAGCAAAAAAAAAUAAAGGCCACUUAUUGUUGAGUUCAGUUGGUAGUGGAACAAGAUAAAAAUGGGUGAGGUUGCACAGUCAGCAAGAGGUAGUUGAAGCAUAGUAUCAUGUUUCGUGAUGCUUGGGGCUCUUGGAGGUGGUGAAUACAGUCCGACUUCCUUCUGGGCAAGCUAAAUGCUAGAACACCUGCUUUGCAUGCAGAAGGUACCAGGUUCAAUCCCUGCCAUCUCCAGGUAGGACUGGAAUGCUCCCUGUCUGAAACUUGAGAGCCACUGCUUGUCUUUGUAGACAACAUUUGACUCCAUCUAAAGCUGCAUCCUGUGUUCCCAUGUCUCAUGUCUCUUUGGCAGAGGGAUUUCAGGACCACGGACAGCUCCUGGUGGGUCCUGCCAGCUGGAGCUCUGGGUCCUAUUGCAACUAACAGAGGAACAUUGCCUCUGCAGACACCUGAAGCUAUCUGAAAUCUUUUGUAGGCUUUUGGAAGCCUGUUCUGUAACUGGCCCCACCUUUCUGAGGGAGGUGCCGGCUCUGUUUGCUAAAGGGUAUUUGCCGGUAUCCAUUGGCUUCUGUGAGGUUGUGGGGUUGGAGGUGCUGUUUGGGACCCAUAUUAUGAGCCCAAGGUUAGAACCAUAUCCUCUGGCAGAUAGAGGAUGGGAGAUAGUACAGAGGGUUCUCUCCUCAGUGGAGCAGUCUGUACCUCAAACUCUGAAUCUCUCUGGGUAUUAUAGCCCCCUAGCACUGGGGGCUACAAUAUGUAGAAGCCAUUGUACAGUAGUACAUAUAGCUAUAAGCACUUCAUCUGUGCCUAGGAGACACAUCUUUAGGGCUGGUCUGUACUUAUCUGGAAACUAAGUUGCAUAGAACCAGUAGGUAUACAUGUGCCCUCUUAGAUGAAACAUAUAUGUCACACACCAUUUCUUAUUUCCUGUUGUCCUUUACGAAAUUCAAUGAUGCUUUCACUUCAAGUCUUUGUAACAAAGACUUGGGAUUGUUUAGGUCCCCCAGUGCUAUUUGAAUCACAUUUUGGAAAGAAUUCUUUAAGAAGGAGAAGGAGAACCUGUCACCUUUUCCUAAUCAUAACCCUGCUAUUGUCCACUGAUGUUGUUAGAAUUAUUAUUAUUCUUAUUUAAUAUGGGUGGGAUAUAUUAUCCCCAUGACAAUCUGUGAGAAUUGGUUGUUUCUAAGGUGUGUUAGCACUUGACGUGUGUGAUUACCUGGUUUAGUCCCUACAAUUCUUUUACUUCAAAUUAAAAUUGGUCACUUUUUAAGCUUAAUACUGAGACAACAGUUUCAACAAGUGAGAAGGUAAAUUACCAAACUGCCUCCUUGAGUACCUUAAAUUUGUUUCAGGUGAAAAGAUUUUCUAUCCCCCCCCCCUUAAUGCAUGAUGCUUUUAAAAAAUGAAACUAGAAGCCUUCCCACUUUUGCACACUCCAUUAAUUAGAAAGUGCACAAAUCUAAUAAAUUCUGCUCAUUACCCAAUUUAGUUACAAGUACACCAGUAACCAAAUUGUUUCCACCUUAGUAAACUUAAGGAAACGGUUGAAUAUUGCUGAACCAAGCUGUCCCUUAAUUCAGCGAGGGCUUUCCAUUCAGGAGGGGAAAUUCAUGGCAGAUGCUGCAGAUUGAAAUCACAAGUUGCUUGGAAUGUGCCUUACUCAGAGUAGUCAGUGUGGGCUCUCUCAUCCCUGACAAUUGGCCAUGCUGGCUGGAGCUGAGUGGACUUGCGGUGCUACAACAUCUGGAACUACCAUCGUCCUAGAUAGCUGAGGACUCAGACUGCUUUGUGCAGCCUAAGACUGGUAAAAACCAACAACCCAGAAGAAGAAGAAGAAGUGUGCAUGCACACGAAAGCUCAUACCUAUGACAAACUUAGUUGGUCUCUAAGGUGCUACUGGAAGGAAUUUACUUUUAUUUUUUGUUUCGACUACGUCAGACCAAUACAGCUACCUACCUGUAACAACAAGGCAGGACAGCUUUAAACUUUUGAAUUGGCAAGAGAGCUGAUUUGGGAUUUUGGUAUACUAUACAGAUAGUGUUUGGGGACUAGCGGCGCCUCCCUUUGUAUGUUUCCACUCUCGUAAUGUAUGCUUCGCUGGAUAAUAUGUGAACGAAACAAGAUUGUUGUUAAGGCACUGUGAAUCUUGAGUGCUCUCUCUCUCUCUCUAGAUUAUUCAUGAGUCUCUCUGCUCAAGGAAGCACAAAAAUGCUUGGGAAGUGUAGCACCAUGCUGUGUGUGUAACCGUCAAUGUUUCCUAUAAAUUUACCGGAGCGUCAAGGGUAAAAUUUGCACUAUAAAGGGAGUAAUGGUAACACGGUUGUGGAGAACCUCCUCUGCCUUCCCCCACAAUGUUGCUGAAUUACAACUCCCAUCAGCCCCAGAAGUUACACCCAAUAGCCAGAGUUUAUGGGAGUUGUAGUUCAGCAACACCUGGAGUGCCACAGGUUCCCUGUCCCUGCGGUAUAGGCCAAAACUGACCUGCAAAUGUAGUAGAUAGGAUAAAAC
This is a messenger RNA of Zootoca vivipara (common lizard), 7480 nucleotides long. It is a transcript of the gene GPR37, whose product is annotated as G protein-coupled receptor 37. Gene Ontology annotation, cellular component: plasma membrane; signaling receptor complex. Gene Ontology annotation, molecular function: prosaposin receptor activity; G protein-coupled peptide receptor activity. NCBI's taxonomy places the organism in Eukaryota, Metazoa, Chordata, Lepidosauria, Squamata, Lacertidae. The record is from RefSeq and is a predicted model, not a curated record. Gene Ontology annotation, biological process: positive regulation of MAPK cascade; adenylate cyclase-inhibiting G protein-coupled receptor signaling pathway.